UCUGAGUAUGCGCCAUACACAACAGCCGCAGAGCAGUAUCGACAAACGUUCACAUUACAUUUAGACGUAAUAACUAUAGUGUCACUUCUCUUCUUAUAUUUUAAUAAUUAGACCAUUCAAAAUUUAAAUUUCGUUAGUUUUAGUCGUUUAAGUGUUAAGUGUAUUCGAUUAUUUAUUUAUAAUGUAUAGUGCAGUAUCAUUAUACGCAUUCUGAAGCAAUUACGUAAUGGGAAUUAUGCUAGAGAAGUUUAUAGUAUUGCCCUGAAAUUCAACAUGGCCGCUGACACAGGAAUGGAUACUUGUCCCAGUCCGGAAAUCACGGACUCCAGAAAACGACCCCUCGAUGGAGACUCGGAAAAUGGGGACGUCAAGAGGUCGCACUUUAGCUCCGUUCAAGACUUGGUGACGGCCUUGCCACUGGCUAACGGCCAUGGCAAUAUAACGUCUCAUUUCGCCGUGGAGCCGACCUACCACUUCAAGGUGCUGGUGCCUUCGAUAGUGGCCGGCGCUAUCAUCGGCAAAGGUGGCGAGACCAUCGCGCAACUGCAGAAGGAGACUGGGGCUCGAGUCAAGAUGUCCAAAUCUCAUGACUUUUAUCCUGGUACAACGGAGCGGGCCUGUUUGAUCACGGGCUCAGUGGACGGCAUCAUGGUCGUGCUGGACUUCAUCAUGGAGAAGAUAAAGGAAAAACCGGAGCUCGUGAAACCAUUCCCUGAAGGAGUGGAUGCAAAGAUGCCACAAGAUAGAGACAAACAGGUGAAAAUAUUGGUACCGAACUCAACAGCGGGUAUGAUCAUCGGCAAGGGUGGCAACUAUAUCAAGCAAAUCAAAGAACAGAGCGGUAGCUACGUCCAGAUCUCGCAGAAGGCCAAAGAGCUGUCCCUUCAAGAGAGGUGCAUCACUGUAGUUGGUGAAAAGGAGAACAACAAGAAGGCGUGCCUCAUGAUACUCCAGAAGGUGGUGGACGACCCGCAGUCCGGCUCGUGCCCGAACGUGUCGUACGCGGACGUGGCCGGGCCGGUCGCCAACUACAACCCGACCGGCUCGCCCUACGCCGUGCCCACGACCGAGGUGACCGAGAGCCACGGGCUGGUGGGCGGCGGCUCCGUGGGCGGCGUGGGCGGAGUGGGCGGCGUGGGGGGCGUGGGCGGCGUGGGCUCCGUGCUGCUCAACGGCUCGGGGCUGGGCGCGCUGUCGCUGUCGCUGUCGCUGGCGCCGCCGGGCACGCCGCCGCCGUCGCCGCUGACGCAGCACACGCUGGACCACAUCAAGGUGGCGCUGCGGCAGGCCGGCUACUCGGAGGCCGGCACGUCGGAGAUCGGCGCGGCGCUGGCGCUGCUCGUGAAGCACGGCGUGCUCGGCCUCGCGCUGCCCGCCGCGCUGCCGGCGCCGCUGUCCACCGCCUACUUCCCGCUGCAGCCGCAGGACUCGCCCGCCGUGUUCGGCCCGCUCGCGCAGGUGCAGCUCGGUGACGCGUCCGCAGGCGGCGCGCGCGGCGGCUCCUUAGAGCGUUUCGCGGAGGUUGCAUUCGAGGCGCUUCGCCCCCCAGCCGUGGCGCCCAUCUCGCUGUCGGGCGGCGUGGGCUUCCCCUCGGCCGGCCUGCUGCCGCUCUCCAAGAGCCCCACGCCGGCCGACGCGGGGGCCAAGGACUCCAAGAACGUGGAGAUCGCCGAGGUCAUCGUCGGGGCCAUCCUGGGCCCCGGCGGUCGCAGCCUCGUCGAGAUCCAGCAGAUGUCGGGCGCGAACAUCCAAAUCUCCAAGAAGGGGACGUUCGCGCCGGGCACGCGCAACCGCAUCGUCACCAUCACCGGCACGCAGACCGCCAUCAGCAACGCGCAGUACCUCAUCGAGCAGAAGAUCCAGGAGGAGGAGCUGAAGCGCACGCGCCACAACGCCAUCUCGGGCCUCAUGCAGUAGCCGCCCCCCCCCCUCUAGUCACGCGCGCCGCCUGCGCGGUUACCUGGUACAUAGUCUUAUGUAUAUGAUUUUACGCAUGUAUAGAUUUAGUGUUGCAAGUGUUAUUGCUAUAUACGUGUCGGAGUCGAUACCAUUGUGAUAAUCUCC
Molecule: messenger RNA, 2064 nt
Organism: Vanessa atalanta (red admiral)
Lineage: Eukaryota; Metazoa; Arthropoda; Insecta; Lepidoptera; Nymphalidae
Gene: pasilla
Product: RNA-binding protein Pasilla
Exons: 9
Coding region: 274-1917 (547 amino acids)
Biological process (GO): regulation of alternative mRNA splicing, via spliceosome; mRNA splicing, via spliceosome
Cellular component (GO): nucleus; cytoplasm
Molecular function (GO): mRNA binding
Source: RefSeq, a predicted model, not a curated record